Messenger RNA from Spinacia oleracea (spinach), 3090 nucleotides. Its product is annotated as potassium channel SKOR. Bases 786 to 2978 code for a protein of 730 amino acids. The record is from RefSeq and is a predicted model, not a curated record. NCBI's taxonomy places the organism in Eukaryota, Viridiplantae, Streptophyta, Magnoliopsida, Caryophyllales, Amaranthaceae. Gene Ontology annotation, molecular function: voltage-gated potassium channel activity; protein binding. The transcript is spliced from 13 exons. Gene Ontology annotation, biological process: potassium ion transport; transmembrane transport. Gene Ontology annotation, cellular component: membrane.
UGGGUCACAAGUGUGUUUGACCCACGUAACCUGCUAUGGAUUGUGUCAGGUGGGCUGGGUCAAACCCGACCCACUGGACAUCUCUACUUUCAACCCAACCACAUCGUCUUUCUCCUCGCCUCCUCCUCGGCCUCCGCCUCAGUCUCCACCGUAGCUCCACCACCAUUUCAACCACAAAACACGCCUUCUUUCUCUUCUCCUCCGCCUUCGUCCUCAUUUGGUUAAUUUUGUUGUUGCCUGAUUUUGAUUUCUCUUAUUUUCGCGCUAUUAAAGGAAUGAAGCUAAUUGAGGGUGAAUUCUCGUAUAAUUUGCCUUUAUUUUUAUGGGGUUUUAUCUGUUUGGGGCGGCUAUAUUAGCCCUGGUUUUCGUGAAAUGUUAUUUCUGGUCGAAUCAAAAUGGGGGUUUGAAGUUUGAACAUGGCUAGAACCAAGGAUUGGUUUAGAAGCAGAGGAGAAGAUGGAUUACGCUGUACUGCUUUGUAUGGGGACGGAAAAAGGGAGGGAAGUGGGUCUCACGUGGGAAGUCAACGCCGGAAAGUGGAGUCAACCUUGGGAUUCUGGCCAAUGGUGGCCUUUGACAAAAGAAAAAUAUACUAAGUUCGAUCUCGCUCUUUUAAAAUAUACCAAAACUUUUACAAUGUUGUUUUGAAUUGGAUGCAAGUGUAAAAAGGCUAUGUAUGGACACACUAUCUGAAAUUGAGCUGAAACUAUAACUCUAUAAGGUGGUAUAAGGCAUGGGAUAAUUUCAUACUAUUAUGGGCAAUUUACUCUUCAUUCUUUACACCAAUGGAGUUUGGUUUCUUCCGAGGACUUCCUGAGAACUUGUUCGUCUUAGACAUUGUUGGACAAAUUGCUUUCCUUGUCGACAUUGUGCUUCAAUUCUUUGUUGGAUACCGAGAUAAACAGACUUACCGUAUGGUCUAUCAACGUCCAUCUAUCGCCUUCAGGUACUUGAAAUCAACUUUUGUGGUAGAUUUGUUGGCUUGUUUGCCAUGGGAUCUUAUUUAUAAGGCAUCUCAUCAUAGGGAAGCAGUUAGAUACUUGCUAUGGAUCAGAUUGUGCAGGGCAAGGAAGAUACAUUUUUUCCUCCAGAAAAUGGAGAAGGAUAUCAGAAUCAACUACCUUUUUACCAGGAUUGUGAAACUUCUUACUGUCGAACUCUACUGCACACAUACAGCAGCUUGCAUAUUUUAUUAUUUAGCCACUACAAUUCCUGAACGCGAAGAAGGUUACACAUGGAUUGGUAGUUUAAAGUUGGGAGACUAUAGUUAUUCCCACUUCAGGGAAAUUGAUCUUUGGAGGAGGUAUACCACAUCUCUAUAUUUUGCCAUCGUCACUAUGGCUACUGUAGGUUAUGGUGAUAUACAUGCUGUGAAUAUGAGGGAAAUGAUAUUCAUUAUGAUCUAUGUCUCUUUUGAUAUGAUUUUGGGUGCUUAUCUGAUUGGUAAUAUGACAGCAUUGAUAGUUAAAGGUUCUAAGACUGAAAGAUUCAGGGAUAAAAUGACAGAAGUAAUGAAAUAUAUGAACAGAAAUAGGCUUAACAGGGACCUCAGGAAUCAGAUCAAAGGUCAUUUGCGUUUACAAUAUGAAAGUAGCUAUACUGAGGCUGCUGUUCUCAAGGACAUUCCCAUAUCUCUCCGAGCUAAGAUUUCCCAAACAUUGUACAUGCCGUACAUAGAAAAAGCUCCUCUUUUUAAAGGAUGUUCUCCAGAGUUCAUCAAUCAGAUUGUUAUUAGAGUUCAUGAAGAAUUUUUUCUCCCAGGUGAAGUAAUUUUGGAGCAAGGAAACGUAGUAGAUCAACUUUAUUUCAUAUGUCAUGGAUUGCUGGAGGAGGUUGGCAUAGGGCAAGAUGGAUCAGAACAGACGAUAUCACUUCUUGAACCUAACAACACAUUUGGACAAAUUUCCAUAUUUUGCAAUGUUCCUCAGCCUAGUAUAGUCAGAGUUCUAGAACUUUGCCGGCUUCUGCGGAUUGACAAAGAGUCAUUGAGUAAUAUUAUUGAUAUUUACUUCUAUGACGGUAAAAAAAUAUAUGACAAUCUCCUUGAGGGAAAUAAUAAUGGAAAAUACAACUUGAAGCAAGUUGAAUCUGAUAUUGCAUCUCAUAUAGCAAAGCAAGAAUCAGAACUUGCUCUGAAAGUAAACAAUGCUGCACACCAUGGUGAUCUUUAUCAACUAAAGAGUUUGCUUAAUGCUGGAGCUGAUCUAAAGAAGACAGAUUACAAUGGAAGAUCUCCACUGCAUAUAGCUGCAGCAGGAGGAUGCGAAGAUAUUGUCCGAUUCCUUAUUGAAGAAGGAACCGAUGUGAACAAGACAGAUAAUUUUGGUAAUACACCAUUAUUAGAAGCUGUCAAAAAUGGACAUGACAAGGUUGCUGCGUUGUUAUACAAAGAGAAGGCGAGAAUUGAUGUAAAAGAUGUUGGUUCUUUUCUUUGUACGGUUGUUCUAAGUGGGGAUGUGGAUUUUUUGAAAAGAAUUCUGACAAAUGGAAUGGAUCCAAACUCCAAAGAUUAUGAUCAUAGAACUCCACUACAUGUUGCUUGUUCUCAAGGGUUAUAUUUGAUGGCCAAAUUGCUGGUAGAGGCUGGAGCUUAUAUUACAUUGAAAGACAGAUGGGGCAACACACCAUUAGAUGAAGCAUGGAUGUGUGGAAACAAGAAUUUGAUAAAGCUAUUAGAAACUGCAAAAGCUGCUCAACUGUCUCAAUCCUCUGGCCAUAUUGAAGAAAUGCUUGAUAAAAAGCUGAAUAAGAAAUGUACAGUGUUUCCGUUCCACCCAUGGGGAACGAAAGAGAACCGAAAACCAGGGAUUGUUUUAUGGGUAACGCGUACAAUAGAUGAGUUGAUUAAGUUGGCAUCAGAAAAGUUGAAGUUUCCUACAGAAGGUUCUUGUAUUUUAUCUGAAGAUGGUGGUAAAAUACUUGAUGUUGAUAUGAUUGAGAAUGGUCAGAAAUUGUAUAUGAUAAGUGAAACAGAAUAGGCUGCAUGUGUUCUAAGUUCUAACACCCUCUUCUUCAUGUAUAAUUCAUUAGCAGUUAUACAUAAAUCAUUCAUUUCAAUGUAAAGGCUCUAUAAAAAAAUGGCAUUUUGAA